UGUGGACAGCAAUCAAGGCACUGCAGUGAGAACCAUCGCAGAACGGGGAAAAAGUAAUAAACAGUUCAGCAUAUCUUCAGAUAAUCAAAGCAAAACAUCACUGAUAGCUGGGAUGACAUCCUCAUGGAAGCUUUCAUCAGCACAAGAAAACAAAGAUGAUUAUGAUGAUGAGGAUGAUGAUGAAGAAAUGGCAAUAGAAAUUAUGAAGAGACGUUUCACCCCUUCUGUUCUCACGACUGUUGUAUGGGAAGGCUAUUACUUUGCUGACUGUGAGAUCAGAAUCAAGGAAUCUACGGAUUGUUACGGGGCUGUGGUGUGGCCUUCAGGUAUGGUGCUUUGCCAUUUCUUGGAAACCAAUCAGGAAAAAUACCCCCUCACUGAUAGAAAUGUGAUUGAAAUUGGAGCAGGGACCGGCUUGGUGUCAAUUGUAUGCAGCAUUCUUGGAGCUAAUGUCACUGCAACAGACCUUCCAGAUGUGCUGGGUAAUUUGCAGUAUAACGUUUCCUUCAACACCAAAAACAGAUGUAAGUACUUCCCUAAUGUCAAGGAACUCACUUGGGGGAAGGAGCUGGAGAAGAAUUUUCCUCGUUCAUCCUUUCAUUUUGACUACAUCAUGGCAGCUGAUGUUGUAUACAGCCACCCAUUUCUGGAGGAGUUACUUGUUACAUUCAAUCACUUGUGUCAUGAUGACACUAUCAUCCUCUGGGCAAUGAGAUUCCGUAUGGAAAAAGAGAACAAGUUUGUUGACAGAUUUCAACUUUUCUUUGACCUGGAGUUGUUAUGUGAUCUUCCUAGCUUGAACAUUAAAUUAUUCAAAGCUGUACGUAAAAAACAAAAAAUAACUCCAUAAAGUGAGUGAGUACCUUUGAAUCCAACUCUGGUGUCAUAAAUAACAUUUCAUAGUUGCUUCAUAAAAUAAGAAAAUGGUAGCACUUAAAAUCUGGUGAAUCAAAACUAUAACCUGUCUUUGAAUUUAAAUUUAUUUAUACGGUAUAUUCCAAAACAUACUGAAGUUGAAUUUCUUGUCCAUAUAUGCUUAUUUGUUUUGUGCCAUUGUGAUUGAUUACAAUUGUAGUAAAGGAACAUUAAGUAAAGACUUGAAUGAAAAAGUUAGGCAGCAUAAGAUAUAGUUUAACAAUUAUAAAAUGGGGCCAGAAAAUAAUUAAUAAUACCAUCCUUUUCUAAGAAAGAGAAAAAAUUUUGUCCAAAUUUUUUUCUGCUGUUGUUUGAAAAAUGGAAUUAAAUACCUUUUCUGUUUCAAUAAUGUAGGAAUGAAAAGUUCAUGUAUCAUUUGUAUACAUCAUUUUUGACAAUACGGUAUAUUAUACGUGAGCCAUGGCUUGCCCUGCCAUUUGAAAAUACUACCUGACUACAUCAGAGACGUUUUCAUACUAAAGUCCAGAGUAAAUAAGAGUUCAAUACCAUACCUGGAAGAAGCAAGGUGGAAGUCUUUCUUAACAAUUAAGAAAAAUUGGGCGCCACAAAAAUAUUUUUCAAUGCCAUAGAGAAGUUUUUCACCGUAUCAUAUGUGGCACUGAUGCGAAAGCAACAUGUUGACCAUUGUCUAACCAGAUUUAGCAUUUCAAUGUCUUUUUGUUUGUUAUUUCUUGUCUUACAUGCAGAAAUAAUGUAUGCACACGUUAAGUAUAUAUGACAGUUACGUUUGAACAUUCGUGUAAAGUUUUAAGGUUUAUUUUAACAGCCUGACGAACUUUCCAGUUUUCCAGAAAUACUCAAAGAUAACUGUAGCCUGGAGGGUUAGUUGUCAGUGCAGUCCACACGGUAGCAAAUGGAGAGAAGGCAGAUCGUGUGGACUGGAACAGUGGCAAUGGAAGAGAGGGGUAAGUCUGCCUCUUCCCGUAAUAAUAUUAGCUAAUGUACAAUCAAUAAAGAACAAAACGGAUGGAAUCUACUGCAAGAUGAAAGCUCGCCAUCGAAGAAUUCAGCUUUUAAAGACUGGACUGAGACAGAAUGUCUGCAGGUAAACCAUGCAAAGGAGGAGUAUGUAUUUGUUAACAAUACAUGGUGUACAGACGUCACUAUAUUAUCUGAAUCCUGCUCAAGAGAAUAAGGAAUGUUUUUUAUUAAAUGUUGACCAUUUUAUUUACCAAGAGAAUUUACAGGAGUUGUAAUUGCUGCGGUUUUUAUUCCACAGAUUGCAACCUUGAAUCGUGCUUUGGAUGAACUGUUUAACAUCAUCACCAAACACGAAAACAAAUUCCCAAUGUGGACCUAAACAUUGCAGGAGAUUUUAACUAUUAGAAACUGAAGUCAUCUCUCCCAUCAGCAUAUAUCAUGUCCUACAUGAGAAAAUAAUACAAUGGAUUGAUUGUAUAUUGCUGAUGCGUACAGGGGAAGUCUUAAGCUUCACUUUCUCGAGUCUGACCAUGUUUCCAUUGUGCU
Polypterus senegalus (gray bichir) is the source of this 2403-nucleotide messenger RNA. It is a transcript of the gene mettl21e, whose product is annotated as methyltransferase like 21e. Gene Ontology annotation, biological process: peptidyl-lysine methylation. The record is from RefSeq and is a predicted model, not a curated record. Gene Ontology annotation, cellular component: cytoplasm; cytosol. Gene Ontology annotation, molecular function: protein-lysine N-methyltransferase activity. The coding region runs from base 113 to 850 and encodes 245 amino acids. NCBI's taxonomy places the organism in Eukaryota, Metazoa, Chordata, Cladistia, Polypteriformes, Polypteridae. The transcript has 5 exons.